AUGCAGUCAGGCGACACUGUGGACGUGCAGGUUGUUCGUGAUUCGGUCAUGAACUUCCUGCUGGCGGGUCAUGACACAACCAGCUUCAGCUUGUCUUGGGUGGUUAUUAACCUGAACCGCUACCCUGACGUGCUGGCCAAGCUACGCACCGAAUUCAGAGAAAGGUUGCCUGGGCUGAUGACCGGCGAGAUCGACGUCACAACGUACGAGGACUUGCAGAACCUGCCUUACCUUGAGGCGGUCGUGAAGGAGAGCCUCCGGCUGUACGUGACGGCGGUAAACCGCGUGGCAAACCAGUCGACGACGCUCAGCGACGGCACGUUCGUGCCUCUUGGCUGUGGCAUUAUGGUAGCAUUGUACGCCGCCGCUCGAAUGAAGAACGUGUGGGGUGAAGACGCCGACGAGUACAAACCCGAGCGAUGGAUCGACCCCAAGACGGGGAAAGUCAAGAACGUAUCUUCGUUCAAGUUCAUCAGCUUCAUCGCGGGGCCUCGUCAAUGCAUCGGCAUGCGUUUUGCCCUGCUGCAAAUGCGGGUCGCCAUCGCUGGGAUGUUCAGUCGCUUCGACUUGAAGACUGUGGAGGACCCGUUCAAGCUCACGUACGACAUCGCAUUCACGCUGCCGGUGAAAGGGCCUCUCAACGUUUCCGUGCAUGAACUUGCGUGA
Molecule: messenger RNA, 666 nt
Organism: Phytophthora sojae
Lineage: Eukaryota; Oomycota; Peronosporomycetes; Peronosporales; Peronosporaceae
Exons: 1
Coding region: 1-666 (221 amino acids)
Molecular function (GO): iron ion binding; monooxygenase activity; oxidoreductase activity, acting on paired donors, with incorporation or reduction of molecular oxygen
Source: RefSeq, a predicted model, not a curated record